This is a messenger RNA of Metschnikowia bicuspidata var. bicuspidata NRRL YB-4993, 1744 nucleotides long. RefSeq names its product D-lactate dehydrogenase (gene AIP2). Bases 118 to 1701 code for a protein of 527 amino acids. Gene Ontology annotation, molecular function: catalytic activity; FAD binding. Gene Ontology annotation, cellular component: mitochondrion. The record is from RefSeq and is a predicted model, not a curated record. Lineage: Eukaryota; Fungi; Ascomycota; Pichiomycetes; Serinales; Metschnikowiaceae. The transcript has a single exon.
GUCUUGGUUUAUGGCCAAUAUGUCUUCCUGCGUUUUAUUGCGCUGACUCGUUCCAACCCGCGCACUGGAAAUUUCGUUUCUUCUCUUCCACUCAUUGCUUCGUAGAGUUCAGCCGCCAUGUUCUUGAAAAGAUCUUUGGCCCUCACUGGGCGUUACUCUCGCAGAAGCGCUUUGCCUUCUUUUUGCUUCACGGUGCCAUCCCGGUUAUAUUCCGCCGUUAAGACCGUGCCUCUCACGGCCGAGACUUACUCGGACAAAGUCCACAGAAACCCCAGCUUCAAAACGUUGGAAGACAGUGAUCUCGAGUUUUUUCGCUCUGUUUUGAAAGACGAAAACUAUGUCAUAACGAACGAGGCUGACCUAGAUUUCUUCAACGAGGACUGGAUGAGAAAAUACAAGGGCCAGUCCAAGUUGGUGUUGAAGCCCAAAACCACACAGCAAGUCUCGGAAAUAUUGAAGUACUGUAACGACAAAAAACUCGCUGUGGUUCCACAGGGCGGAAACACUGGGUUGGUGGGUGGCUCGAAUCCGGUUUUCGACGAGAUCAUCCUCUCGGUGUCGAGCUUGAACAAGGUCCGCUCUUUUGAUGCCGUGAGCGGAAUCUUGAAGUGUGACGCUGGUGUCAUCUUGGAGAAUGCCGACAACUUUUUGGCGGAGAACGGGUACAUUUUCCCCCUUGACUUGGGUGCCAAAGGUUCCUGUCAUGUUGGAGGUGUGUGUGCUACAAACGCCGGAGGCCUUCGUCUUCUUAGAUACGGAUCUUUGCAUGGCUCUGUCUUGGGUUUGGAGGCUGUUCUCCCAGACGGCACAAUCUACAAUUCCAUGGACGCUUUGAGGAAAGACAAUACUGGCUAUGACUUAAAGCAAAUGUUCAUCGGUUCUGAGGGAACAAUCGGUAUCAUCACAGGGGUUUCUAUCUUGUGCCCUUCGCGUCCUACCGCCACAAACGUUGCUUUUUUGGCCGUUUCGUCGUACGAGGCAGUCCAAAAAGUUUUCGUGGGUGCUCGUCGUGAGUUGUCCGAGAUUCUCUCUGCUUUUGAGUUCAUGGAUGGGAAAUCACAACUCUUGACUGCGCGUUACUUGAAGGCAGAUCACCCCAUCGAGAGCGGACAAUAUCCUUUCUACAUUUUGAUUGAGACCAGUGGCUCUAACAGAGACCAUGACAUGGAGAAGCUUGAAACAUUUUUGGGCAACGCCAUGGAGGAGGAGCUCGUCGAUGACGGAAUCAUCGCUCAGGAUGAAACUCAAUUACGUAAUUUAUGGGCCUGGAGAGAGUCUAUUCCCGAAGCAUCGGCCCUGGCUGGUGGAGUCUACAAGUAUGAUGUCUCCAUUCCAUUGAAGGACUUGUAUGGUUUGGUUGAAGAUGCUAGUCAAAAAUUAGCUGCGGCCGACUUGGUUGACUUUGAUUCCGAAGCCAAGCCUGUUGUGGAAGCUAUCGGCUACGGUCACAUUGGUGACGGGAACUUGCAUUUGAAUGUUUGCGUUCGUGAGUACAACAAGCAAAUUGAAAACAUUUUGGAGCCAUUUGUCUACGAGUGGAUUCAAUCCAAAAAAGGCUCUAUUUCAGCAGAGCACGGAUUAGGAUUCCAAAAGAAGAAUUAUAUUGGGUACUCAAAGAACGAUCUUGAGAUUCAAUUGAUCAAAAACGUAAAGAACCAUUAUGAUCCAAACGGUAUUAUGAACCCAUACAAAUACGUUUAAAUACUCGCCAAUACGCACAUACAGUCUUGCUUUUACAAUUGAU